This is a messenger RNA of Tupaia belangeri chinensis (Chinese tree shrew), 3643 nucleotides long. RefSeq names its product microtubule associated monooxygenase, calponin and LIM domain containing 1 (gene MICAL1). The transcript is spliced from 25 exons. The coding region runs from base 293 to 3505 and encodes 1070 amino acids. Lineage: Eukaryota; Metazoa; Chordata; Mammalia; Scandentia; Tupaiidae. Gene Ontology annotation, molecular function: protein binding; FAD binding. The record is from RefSeq and is a predicted model, not a curated record.
AGUGCCCUCUGUGUGCCCAGGACUGCUGAUUUUUCAUUUCCAAAUUUGGCAAAUUUCACUUGGACAAGACAGCUGCUCCUGGAGUAGAUUCUGACAGGGGAAUGGGCUGGGCAGGAGGUGAGAGCCAAUCAGGGGUGGACCAAGUUCCCUGAGGACACCAGCUGCUCUCUUGUACUCCCCCUCCUGUUCCCUUCCUGCUUUUUCCCACCUGUUCCCCUUCUCUUUCCUCCUCUCCAGCAGUCGCUCACGGCUCCCCAGCUGCUCUGCUGCCAGGAGACCUGCAGGGGCCUCCAUGGCUUCACCCACUUCCACCAACCCAGCUCACGCCCACUUUGAGAGCUUCCUGCAGGCCCAGCAGUGCCAGGAUGUGCUGAGCAGCUUCCAGGGGCUAUGUGAGGCCCUGGGGCUGGAGCCUGGUGGCGGUCUGCCCCAGUACCACAAGAUCAAGGCCCAGCUUAACUACUGGAGUGCCAAGUCGCUGUGGGCCAAGCUGGACAAGCGAGCGAGCCAGCCUGUCUACAAGCAGGGCCAGGCCUGCACCAGCACCAAGUGCCUGGUGGUGGGCGCUGGACCUUGUGGGCUGCGUGCUGCUGUGGAGCUGGCACUGCUGGGGGCUCGUGUGGUGCUGGUAGAAAAGCGCUCCAAGUUCUCUCGCCACAACGUGCUCCACCUCUGGCCCUUCACCAUCCAUGACCUGCGGGCACUGGGUGCCAAGAAGUUCUAUGGACGCUUUUGCACCGGCACCCUGGACCAUAUCAGCAUCCGGCAGCUUCAGCUGCUUCUGCUGAAGGUGGCAUUACUGCUGGGGGUGGAAAUUCACUGGCGCGUUGCCUUCACUGGCCUCCAGCCCCCUCCCAGAAAGGGAAGUGGCUGGCGUGCCCAGCUCCAGCCCAGCCCCCCUGUCCAGCUGGCCAACUAUGAAUUCGAUGUUCUCAUCUCAGCUGCAGGAGGCAAAUUCGUGCCCGAAGGCUUCACAGUGCGAGAAAUGCGCGGCAAACUGGCUAUUGGCAUCACGGCCAACUUUGUGAAUGGACGCACCGUGGAGGAGACGCAGGUGCCCGAGAUCAGUGGUGUGGCCAAGAUCUACAACCAGAGCUUCUUCCAGAGCCUGCUGAAAACCACAGGCAUUGAUCUGGAAAAUAUUGUGUACUACAAAGAUGACACCCACUACUUCGUGAUGACGGCCAAGAAGCAGUGUCUGCUGCGGCUGGGAGUGCUGCGUCAGGACUGGCCGGAGACUGAUCGCCUGCUGGACAGUGCCAAUGUGGUGCCCGAGGCUCUGCAGCGCUUUGCCAGAGCGGCUGCUGAUUUCGCCACCCAUGGCAAGCUCGGGAAGCUGGAGUUUGCCCAGGAUGCCCGUGGGCAGCCUGACGUCUCUGCCUUUGAUUUCACAAGCAUGAUGCGGGCAGAGAGUUCUGCUCGUGUGCAAGAGAAACAUGGCGCUCGCCUCCUGCUGGGACUGGUGGGGGACUGUCUGGUGGAGCCCUUCUGGCCGCUGGGCACUGGAGUGGCCCGGGGCUUCUUGGCAGCCUUUGAUGCAGCCUGGAUGGUGAAGCGGUGGGCAGAAGGCGCUGGGCCCCUGGAAGUGUUGGCUGAGCGCGAGAGCCUAUACCAGCUCCUGUCACAGACAUCCCCAGAAAACAUGCACCGAAAUGUGGCCCAGUAUGCCCUGGACCCAGCCACCCGCUACCCCAACCUGAACCUCCGGGCUGUAACUCCCAAUCAGGUCCGAGACCUGUAUGAUGUGGUGGCCAAGGAGCCUGUGCGGAGGAAGAUUGAUGAGACGGACUCGGGGAAGCCAGCCACUGGUGCCCAGGAGGAGCUACUACGCUGGUGCCAGGAACAGACGACUGGGUACCCAGGAGUCCAUGUCACCGACCUAUCUUCGUCCUGGGCUGACGGGCUAGCUCUGUGUGCCCUGGUACCCCGGCUGCAGCCCAGCCUGCUGGAACCCUCUGAGCUGCAGGGGGUGGGGGCUCUGGAGGCCACAGCUCGGGCGCUGAAGAUGGCAGAGCAUGAGCUGGGCAUCACGCCGGUGUUGUCUGCACAGGCUGUGGUGGCAGGAAGUGACCCACUGGGCCUCAUCGCCUACCUCAGCCAUUUCCACAGUGCCUUCAAGAGUGCAUCACAUAGCCCAGACCCUGCCAGCCAAACCUCCCCAGGGACCUCCAGUGCCAUACUAUUCCUUGGCAAACUCCAGAGGACUCUGCAACGGACCCGUUCCAAGGAAAAUAGAGAAGAUACCGGUGGCAAGAGGGCUCGCUUGGAGGCAGAGACUGAGACCCCAAGUACUGAGGAGCAACCUGUCCCAGAGUUUGGUGUACCCCAGGUAACCCCAUCUCAACCCCAGGAGGCCGAUUCAGGGGACCUGUGUGCACUCUGUGGGGGGCACCUCUACGUCCUGGAACGUCUCUGUGCAGAUGGCCAUUUUUUCCACCGGAGCUGCUUCCGCUGUCAUAUCUGUGAGGCCACGCUAUGGCCAGCUGGCUAUGGACGGCACCCAGGAGACGGACAUUACUACUGCCUCCAGCACCUGCCCCAGCCAGGCCACAAAGAGGAUGGCAGUGACAAAGGUCCCGAGACUCCGGUAACAACUGUGGAAGAGCUUCCCCUACCAGGUGAGAAUUGCAUGCCACCAAAUCCCUCGACUCCCACAGCCCCACAGGAGGGAGCCAGUCCCGUUCCAGUUCCUAGCCAGCCCACCCGUCGGCUGAUCCGCCUCUCCAGUCCAGAACGCCAGCGGCUGUCCUCCCUUAACCUAUCCCCUGACCCGGAAAUGGAGCCUCCACCCAAGCCCCCUCGCAGCUGCUCCGCCUUGGCCCGCCAUGCCCUAGAAGGCAGCUUUAUGGGUUGGGGCAUACCAAGCCAGAGACCUCAAGAUCUUGUAGUCAUAGAGAAAGAGGAAGAGGGUCUCUCCUCCAGUGAAGAGGAAGAAGAGGAAGAGGAUGUAGCUUUGGACUCAGACAUGGAGCAGGCCCUGCUGAUCUUGGCCAAGAACUCGCCUACCACGAACAAGUACCCAACAUGGCACCGGACUCUGCUGCGCCGUGCUAAGGAAGAGGAGAUGAAGAGGUUCUGCAAAGCCCAGUCCAUCCAACGGCGACUAAAUGAGAUCGAGGCUGCUCUGAGGGAGCUGGAGGCUGAGGGCGUGAAGCUGGAGCUGGCCAUGAGGAGACAGAGCAGUUCCCCAGAGCAGCAAAAGAAACUGUGGUUAGAACAGCUGCUGCAGCUCGUUCAGAAGAAAAACAGCCUGGUGGCUGAGGAGGCUGAGCUCAUGAUCACAGUGCAGGAGCUGAACCUGGAGGAGAAACAGGGGCAGCUGGACCGGGAGCUACGAGGCUACAUAAACCGGGAAGAAACCCUGAAGACAGCUGCGGAUCGGCAGGCUGAGGCCCAGGUCCUGCAGAAGCUGGUGGACGUGGUGAACCAGCGAGAUGCCCUCAUCCGUUUCCAGGAGGAACGCAGGCUUAGUGAGCUGGCCUUGGGGACAGGGGCUCAGGGCUAGAAGGGGCAGUGGAGGGCUGCCUGCUGUUUUCGCUAUAAAGAAAGACAAUCUUACCCCAGGACAGUGCCACCUCUGAGCAUCUGGGCUGCCUGGGAGAAGGCUUCACUGUUUAUAUAAUAAAAGUGUUUCUACCAUAAA